Messenger RNA from Anopheles moucheti, 3575 nucleotides. RefSeq names its product bis(5'-adenosyl)-triphosphatase enpp4-like. The record is from RefSeq and is a predicted model, not a curated record. Bases 479 to 2062 code for a protein of 527 amino acids. The transcript has 4 exons. Lineage: Eukaryota; Metazoa; Arthropoda; Insecta; Diptera; Culicidae.
UACAAUACCCCUGCAGUCAACCUAAGGUUCCAGAAUUGGGCCAAAACAUCUACCAACAUUCUAUUCACUUUUUGCGUGCAUGUGAUCAAUUACAGGAAUCUUUAGUCGUGUCAGGAUAAUAAAAUCCUCGCUUGAAAGUCAGCUGUACUCGUUCGGGCAAACAACGUUAUUGUGCGCGAAUCUUAAGUUUUCGCUAGGGAGGUUAAGAAAAAGGUUAAUUUUUAUAAGGCAGUGCAAAAAACUAUAACAGGAUCACUUGGAAAGAGCACUUGCCAGGCAAGUGUGCGGUGUACGGGUUUGCCAAGUUCGGUGGAAGGUUACGCAAGUGCGCGAUACGUGCAAAAGGGGGUAGCGAGAAAUCGAAGGGUUCUUUUGUUUUGGUACUACGCGGAUAAUGCAGCGUAAGAGAGGGCGAAAGUAAAGCCAGCUAGAAAACAACGUACAAAGAACAACAAUCAAUUCGCAUUCGAACAUCGUCAUGACCAGCACGGUGUUUGUGCUGGAGGUGUUGCAACUGCUACUGUUGCUGCUUCUUCCUGGAAAGGCCAGCUCGGAUGGUACUGAUGCGGUGGCUGGCCGUGCGACCGCCCCGGUGCUAAUCGUAGUAUCGUACGAUGGCUUCCGGACGGAGUACCUGCAACGCAACAGUUCCGCUUACAUCAACGAUCUACGCCGGAACGGCACAACCAGCGCAUUUCUGCGAAAUGUAUUCCCGACAAAAACGUUCCCAAACCACCACAGCAUCGCUACCGGUGUCUACCCGAACGUGCAUGGUGUGCUAGCCAACGGUGUGUAUGAUUCGCUGCAAGGUCCGCUUAAUUAUUCGUAUGAAUUGUUUCACUUCAACCCAGAACUGUUACCGAUUUGGGCACUGAAUCAAUAUAAUGGGGGUCACAGUGGAUGCAUGAUGUGGCCUGGAGCAGACUUUGGCUACGGACCGCGGAACCUUACCUGCAGCCACAUGCAACCGUUCAAUCUGUCCGUGCCCUGGAUGGAACGGCUCGAUACGGUAUUCCAAUGGAUACGGGACGCGGAACGACCCGCCAAUCUAGUGUUACUUUAUAUCGAAGAGCCCGAUUACGAUGGCCACAUAUACGGGCCCGAAUCAGAACGAAUCGAGCAGCUGGUGGUGAAACUGAACGACCUAACGCGCCAACUGCACGCGAAGAUUGCCGAGCAGCGAUUGCAGGAGCGCGUGAAUGUGGUGCAUUUGAGCGAUCACGGGAUGGAGGUGCUGAUGCCGAAGAAUUUUAUCAAUCUAACAUCGUUGGUUGCGGCCGACCUCCGGUACGACACGUACGGUACCACACCGGUGCUGCAGAUUGUACCGAAGGUGGAGCAGGACCGGUCGGAGUUGUACCGGCAGCUGAAGCGUGCGGCCGAUGCGGACGGUAGGUUCGAUGUGUACAUGCAGGAAAAUUUACCGGCCCGUUGGCGGUACAACAAUACACGGCGCACCGGACCGAUCACAGCGGUGGCACAACUUGGCUACGGGUUCGACGAUAUGUGGCAAACGGUCGACUACUAUCGGAAGAAAUUCCGCGUCGAAGUUACUCCCGAUACUCCGUUCGGCAUGCACGGGUACGAUAAUUCGCAGCCCUCCAUGAAUUCUAUUUUCUUCGCGUACGGUCCAGCCAUACGGGAGCAGCUAACCGUGGACCCGUUCGAUACGGUCGAUCUGUACUAUAUGUUUUGUGGGAUCCUUAACCUCAUGCCACCUUCCUAUCUGGCUGGCAACGUCACCCACAUCCAGCACAUACUGCGCAAUGGUUCGCGCGACGAUGAUGAUGACGAUAACGUUCCUAACGGUGACGGUACAGCAGAUACUACGACACGGAUCGAAACAAUCCUCAUGAUUUUUGCAGGCAGUCUUAUCGCGUCCUUUGCCAUUGUGAGCCUGUUUGCAUUUGCUGUUAUAUAUCAGCGACGGAGACGCGAACACAUGGUACCGCCAUAUCUGUACGAGGAAACGGAAACGUUCAUCGACGAAGGUAACAAGAUGCUGCACACAAGCACCACCAAUUCGUCCAUCAAUGGUGAUGUUAUAUCGGUUGACGUUUGAAGCAGUCGGGUGGAGAUGAAUCGCUCGCAACAUAGUUCGGGCUGGGAGUUUUAUACAGGUCCAGCGCGGCUACGACUAACGAACAUCUUUUUUUUAAACAAAAUUGCUGCGGGGAAUUUGGAAUUUUGAUUUGAACAUUACGUUGAAAAUUGCACCUUAAAGGAUAAUUGCGAGGGUGGUAGUACUACGAAAAAAAAAACGAAGCGAACAAAUUAAGCAGUUGAGCAGUUGGGAAGUUUUUUUUUACAUUAUAUAUUUUAACUGUUUUUUUCAUCAUCAUCACGAAAUUGAAUUCAGCAAUCCCAAAAUGACAUGAAAUUAUAAGAAAUAAUUGAUUUGGUUAAAUGAAAUGAACAUUUCUAUCAAGCGACAGUAUAGCCACAAAAACCAGAACGAUAGAGAGGAAGAGAGAGAGAGAGAGAGAGAAAGAAGAAACAAGUCUAACCAUUAUCUAUUACACUGAAAACUACACGAAGAAGCCUAAACUGAAAAUAUUUCCCAAUAACUUAUUCUUGGCGAAUUGGGGCUGGCCUUAAGCCACUAGAGGAUCUAUCUAUCUACACCAACUAAUGUACAUAAAAACCUAGUCUAUAUCUAUAUACAAAGCAAGAAAGGAAGGGAAGGGACAAUUUAAACAAAGAAGAAAGCGUUCGACUUACGGUUUUUAAUACUUCAUCGUGCCAGGAACGGUUUUCUUUUUUUUUUUUCAAACAAGUUAUCAGAGAUGCGGAGGAUAUUUGGAAACCUAUUGGACUGUACACUCUAUCAUAUUGCUGCGAGAGGGCGGUUUAUAUGAGAAAGGACGUAGCGAAACAAAGAUGCACGAUUGAUUGAGUUAUUUGGAAGGCACAUUUGUGAUGUAAUCGUUGCAGAAUACGACCUGGGUAUUCUUCUGAGCUAUACACAUUGUCGCGCAGAACAUGGCGGUGCGAAGUGUGAUUGUGGUUUGUUACAAUAACCCAAGCGAACGUGACACCAAGUGGUGUGUUGAAUUCAAAGAGAUAAAAAUGGCAGUGAAGACAACAUUUCGCAACAUACAUAUAGGUUACCGAACAGGUACUAGUUCGUUGUAUGCAGCAGUAGCACGAUGGUUGCGUGAUGAUGAAUAAGUAUGGUAGUAGAUUUAUGUCGUCCAUUCCCCCUUUUUCGCACGUUUAUGUUAUAUAUUUCGUCAGCAGGCAACGAAACGAUAUUCACGUGAACAAGAAUGCGCCAAAAGAAGUUGGAAGCAAAGUCUUACACAACACAGCCAUCCACGCUGGACAACUGGAUACCUAUGGUUUAAAUGAAAAAAAAAGGUUAAAGCUAUCUAUAUUGUGAUAUUUUUCUAUGCGAGUAUCUAGGAGCAAGGGAGAUUGUAGUGAUAGAAAUCGAAGGUAACACGCAAGGUCCACCAUUCAGUGGCAUAUUAACGUUUUAAAAUGGUCAAGUGUGUACUAGACUCUGGGCACACGGGUGCUGUUGUCUAAUUACCAGCCAAGACCCUCGUUUGGUUGUGGUUUUCGAGCAAGGC